ACACUGUGCGCAGGGACCGACCGCAAGCGAGGCCGCCAGACCUACACGCGCUACCAGACCCUGGAGCUGGAGAAAGAGUUUCACUACAACCGCUACCUGACGCGGCGGCGGCGCAUCGAGAUCGCGCACGCGCUCUGCCUCACGGAAAGACAGAUCAAGAUCUGGUUCCAGAACCGCCGCAUGAAGUGGAAAAAGGAGAACAAGACGGCGGGCCCCGGAACCGCUGACCAGGACAAGGCUGAGGCUGAGGAGGACGAGGAAGAGUGAGGGGUGGAGAACGGGUGGAGGAAGAGAGAGAUGAGGAGGGGAGAGAGGGAGAAGCCCAGCUUUGGGGACUGAACCAGGAAACUCAGAUCAAAUAGGGGAGGAAACCCUAUUUAAAUGGAAAACAGUUAAAAAAAUUGUUUAAGGAGAGAAGGUGAAAUUUUGGUUUCUUAACACUGAAAACAAAAACUACCUAUAGAAAAGUCCGCCGGGUUUGUUUUGUACAGUAUGGGAAGGACGUCGCCUACCUGUUCUAUAGCUUUCUGGAAUUUGCCUCCCCUUUUCUAUGUCGCUAACUGUAAGGUCUUUGUAAAAUGUUGCUGUUUUGUAAGCCCCCUUCUUUGACGCUGUCCUUUGUGGUCUGUGGGUCUGGAUUAACGUGUUGUUCCCCUGCCCUCAUGAGCCCACCUUCCCAGUAGAGGCACUGAAGGGGCCUUAGGGAGCCCCAAGGACCCACCGACUAGCUCCAUUGUCCUCUCUGUGCACCUGCCCUGCCCAACGCUCCCUGCUCCUGCCUGCCCUGUGGUCCUCUUUACAUUCUGUGUGUAUCUGAAGAAAGGAGAAAUAAAACACAAUUUAAAAACAAA
This is a messenger RNA of Myotis brandtii (Brandt's bat), 851 nucleotides long. RefSeq names its product homeobox protein Hox-A5. Gene Ontology annotation, cellular component: nucleus. Gene Ontology annotation, molecular function: DNA-binding transcription factor activity, RNA polymerase II-specific; RNA polymerase II cis-regulatory region sequence-specific DNA binding. Gene Ontology annotation, biological process: anterior/posterior pattern specification; regulation of transcription by RNA polymerase II. NCBI's taxonomy places the organism in Eukaryota, Metazoa, Chordata, Mammalia, Chiroptera, Vespertilionidae. The transcript has a single exon. The record is from RefSeq and is a predicted model, not a curated record. The annotation marks the transcript as partial.